This is a messenger RNA of Wyeomyia smithii (pitcher-plant mosquito), 727 nucleotides long. Its product is annotated as histone H2A. The transcript has a single exon. Gene Ontology annotation, molecular function: DNA binding; protein heterodimerization activity; structural constituent of chromatin. The record is from RefSeq and is a predicted model, not a curated record. Gene Ontology annotation, cellular component: nucleosome. NCBI's taxonomy places the organism in Eukaryota, Metazoa, Arthropoda, Insecta, Diptera, Culicidae. The coding region runs from base 17 to 391 and encodes 124 amino acids.
UAAACCAUACUACAACAUGUCUGGACGCGGUAAAGGAGGCAAAGUUAAGGGGAAGGCAAAGUCUCGUUCGUCUCGUGCUGGUCUCCAGUUCCCGGUAGGCCGUAUUCACCGUCUGCUGCGGAAGGGAAACUAUGCCGAACGUGUCGGUGCUGGUGCUCCCGUAUAUCUGGCAGCUGUGAUGGAAUAUCUGGCUGCUGAAGUGUUGGAAUUGGCAGGAAACGCAGCCCGUGACAACAAGAAGACCAGAAUCAUUCCCCGUCAUCUUCAAUUGGCCAUCCGUAACGAUGAGGAGUUGAACAAACUUCUGUCCGGUGUCACCAUCGCCCAGGGAGGUGUCCUGCCGAACAUUCAAGCCGUUCUGUUGCCCAAGAAGACCGAGAAGAAGGCUUAAACAAUCAUAUUAUUCAAACAAUCAAAAACCGUCCUUUUAAGGACGACCAAGUUUGUGCACGAUGAGUUAAAAACAUUUUUUUCUACAUCAGCUAUUGACGAGGGACUACGGUUUGUUUUCUAUACUGGGCUACAUUUUAUAAAAUUGGAAAUAAAAGUGGCAAAUAUACCGUCAUGUUUCAAACGAUGAUAUCGUCGGUUUCGUGCAACACUGGCACAGCUCAAAAUUUUGCAUUUUUAAGUUUUUGAUGGCAAACGAUGCGAAAUAAUUUAAAAAAGGGCAAUUUUUCUAUCUAAAAUGUCCUAAACCCUAUAAAAAAACUCGAGAAUUUGUCCA